UUCCUGUAAUUACAGCAUUCUACAUUCCAGGGUGUUUGUGUUUAUUCCAAGUAUUUUUCGUUUGUAUAUUUGAAGUUGAUGGCGUCCUUAACCCUGGACCGUGAAGGCAGUUUUUCGCGGGAAUCUACCCUGUUGUUAUUAAGAGGCUGUGAUAGUGCUGACGACAUAGCACCAGCUAAAUUGACCAACGCUGCAGGACAUGAUUCACUUUUCGACUCUCUGUUCCAGCGAAUGGAUUCGCUUUGUGCACGUUUGGACCGUAUUGAUUCUCAGCAGCAGGAAAUGAAACUCCUGCUUGCUGUACCUGCACCUGUAGCUUCGUCUAUUAAAAACAUUGAAACUUCAAUUUUGGUUCGUGAUCCUGUAUUGGUUUUGGACCCUGGUUCUGGGAAUGUAUUAAGUGAGAACAACUCGAGUGGGUCAUGCAAUCGUGAUUACCCUGUAACUGUACUGAAUGAGGGACUGAAUGCGUCCGCUAACAACUUGCCUGGUUUAGGGGAAAACGGAAGGAGUUUUUCCACUGUGUUAGCGCCUACAACCCAUGUGGGAACGACAGACGUGGGGAAUAUAGGAGCUGCUGCGAAUGUAGCAACGAGUGAGAGACUUGGUGUAAAUUCAACGAAUGUGACUAAUAAUGGGCUUGCUGACAUAAAACGUUGGUUAGCGGAAGAUUUUUCUUUUACACGCCAGUCAGCCAGGAAAAUGAGAGCAGUGAUGUGCCACUGCAGAGGCUUCAGUAAUCAAGAGCGGCAGCCCAGAAUUACCCAGGUAUCAUGGUGCUAAUUGUGCCAUGCUGUUAACAAAGCAGGAAAAUUGAUACUGUCAAUACUCUGCACUGAUCAACAAACUUCCUAACCUUCACUGCAUGAAGCACUGUGAUUUCUCCUUCUGUACAUUUACUGAGUCUAUUCUGUGUAAUACUGGGUAAACAGCUUACAUGCCAUGGGAAACAGUGAAGUAGCACAGAAAUUCAUGAUUAACUUCA
Protopterus annectens (West African lungfish) is the source of this 985-nucleotide messenger RNA. RefSeq lists its product as uncharacterized. Bases 79 to 783 code for a protein of 234 amino acids. Lineage: Eukaryota; Metazoa; Chordata; Ceratodontiformes; Protopteridae. The transcript has 3 exons. The record is from RefSeq and is a predicted model, not a curated record.